Asparagus officinalis (garden asparagus) is the source of this 1697-nucleotide messenger RNA. RefSeq names its product premnaspirodiene oxygenase-like. Gene Ontology annotation, molecular function: heme binding; oxidoreductase activity, acting on paired donors, with incorporation or reduction of molecular oxygen; iron ion binding. NCBI's taxonomy places the organism in Eukaryota, Viridiplantae, Streptophyta, Magnoliopsida, Asparagales, Asparagaceae. The record is from RefSeq and is a predicted model, not a curated record.
AUAGCAGGUUGAAGAAGAGCAUGAACCAAAGUAGAGUUGGAACACUAAUCCCAUGGAUCUCCUCCAACAACUAAUCAAUACUCCCUCCUCCCUAAUACCAAUCUUCUUCCUCACAACUGCUCUACUGUUCGCACCCCUACUAUUGACAUCAUUAUUCAAAAGCAAAUCGAAAUCGAAACCGACAAAACUCCCACCAGGACCCUCGAAACUCCCCAUCAUCGGAAGCCUGCACCACCUCCUCUUCUCCCUCCCCCAACACAAGCUCCGCGACCUUGCCCUCCACUACGGGCCUGUGAUGCUCCUCCGCCUCGGCCAAGUCGAUAACGUGAUCAUUUCCUCCGGAGCCGCGGCCGAAGAUGUCUUCAAGACCCACGACCUCAGCUUCGCUGCCGCACCCACAACCCUGAGCUACAACUGCACCAGCAUCUCCUUCUCCCCCUACGGCGACUACUGGCGCCAGCUCAAGAAGAUCCUCGUCAGGGAGCUCCUCACCUCCAAGCGCGUCAAGUCCUUCUCCUCUCUUCGACACCAAGAAGUCUCCAAUCUCCUCAAAGACAUCAACAAUGAAAUCUUGGGACCUGUCAACGCUAGUUCUAAGUUUAGGGAGCUGUUUAAUACGCUGGUGGCGAGAGCGGCGUUUGGAGAUAAAUGCAGGCAGCAGAAGAGGUUCAUCGAGACGGCGAAGGAGGGGCUGAGGCUUGUCACGGGGUUUAACGUGGCUGAUCUUUUCCCGUCGCUAGCGUAUGUCGAUGUUUUGAGCGGUAUGAGGUCGAGGUUGGAGAGGGCGCACCACGAGUUUGAUCGGAUUCUUGAUGAGAUAAUUGAGGAUCAUAGAAAGAAGGUGAAGAACGAGGAGGAGGAGGAGGAGGAUUUGGUUGAUGUUUUGCUUAAGGUGAAGGAACGCAGUGAUUUGGAGAUCCCUAUAACCUUUGACAACCUGAAGGCUGUGAUUUUGGAUGUCUUCGUCGGAGGUACAGAAUCAUCAGCAGUGUUAACUGAAUGGACAAUGUCAGAACUAAUGAAACACCCGGAAAUGAUGGCUAAAGCACAAGACGAAGUCCGACGAGCUCUCAAAGGAAAACCUCAAAAUCUAGAGUAUUUAUCUUCACAACUUGGUGAACUAAAAUACUUAAACUCGGUAAUCAAAGAAACUCUUAGGCUCCACCCACCGGCUCCAUUAAUACCCAGACUCUGCAGAGCAACCUGCACAGUUCAAGGAUACUCCAUACAAGCGGGAACCAGAGUCACUAUCAAUGUUUGGGCUCUGGGCCGAGAUCCAAACCGCUGGGCCGACCCUGAGAUUUUCAAGCCUGAGAGGUUUGAGGAGAGCUCUAUCGAUUUUAAGGGAGUAGAUUAUGAGCUCCUUCCAUUUGGUGCAGGGAGAAGAAUAUGUCCCGGGAUUACUUAUGCAAUGGCUAAUAUCGAGCUUGUGUUGGCCGCGCUUCUGUUGUGGUUCGAUUGGAAACUUCCUGAUGUGAUGAAGCCUGAGGAUCUCGACAUGACUGAGACUUUCAGUGCGAAUUCUGGAAGGAAGAAAGAGCUCUAUUUGGUUGCUACUCCUUUUGAUUGACUACCUAGAUUCAAGCAAACUAGUUCCUUAAUUUGUCCCUUUGUAUAUUUUCUUUGGUUAAUGUUUUAUUGUGUGAUUCUGAUUAUUUUACGUCUGAUGAAGUAAAGCGUAAGUGUGAAGCGUGUCA